Chlamydomonas reinhardtii is the source of this 2839-nucleotide messenger RNA. RefSeq lists its product as uncharacterized. The transcript has 6 exons. The record is from RefSeq and is a predicted model, not a curated record. Bases 268 to 1521 code for a protein of 417 amino acids. Lineage: Eukaryota; Viridiplantae; Chlorophyta; Chlorophyceae; Chlamydomonadales; Chlamydomonadaceae.
GCCCUGAAAAGCUGUCACUUGCACAUGACGCGCUUGUAGUGCAGCUAAAAGGAGAUUUCGGUCCCUGGCGCAUCCUGGGCCAUUCCUGUACCCAUCAUCCCACUGGGACCAAAACUAUCUCCUGUCAAGUACAAACAAAGCAGCCGCUGAAACACUCACUUGUGUACGUAUGUAGUCUUGCGCCAAGCCACCAUGAGCCAACCGCCUACAAAACGCCGCUAUACGUGCUCGGAGGGUGCUAGGCCCCGGGCAAUCGCGUUCUCACAAAUGACUGAGGUCGUUUUCAGAAAAAUCUAUGUCGAGACCGGGGCAGUGACCCUGGCUGAGCUUUACGUGUCCAACGAGCUGCCCGCGCUAUCUGAGCUUCCGGAGGCUUUGCCGACUUCAACAGUAAAGGACCACAUGCUGGCCUCCGAUUACGUGCUGCAGCCGACCACGACAGAGGCCCCGUUGUAUAUCCAGGUUUGGGAGAUUCUUAAGAACCUGCUGGCUUUGCAAGUGGGCUCCGGUGGCACUGACGGUGAGGUAUGCAUGGGCACUGCUGGAGUGGCGCUCGGCAACGCGCGGACGGACGAGUCUGACGACAGUGAUGAUGAGGAGGACUGGGCUGAGGCGCCAACCGUGCUUGCCGACGAGGCAAUGCUGACGGGCCCUCAGGUGACGGGCAGGUCAGAAUUCGUGCUGGUCCGUGCGCCUGCGCAGCGUCCGCUUCCGAUCUGCCGCGGCCUGGAGAUGGUGGGGCGGCCCGACGGCUUGACACCAUUGCUGGUUGGGGAGGUGGAGCUGACUAUGAACUUCUUUGACCAAAUCUGGCAGCCGCUCUCUCUUGCUUUGGAGCUGUUAAAGAGAAGCCCAGCCCAAACACGCUCCGUGUGGGUGUUCCUCACAGACGUGAAGAUAUGGGACUUUGUGCGCGUGGACAGGCUGCCCUGCAGUGAAGGGGUGGGCGGUGCCGCAGCUAGCGCCGCCGCAGCCCCGGUCACUGAGUCGGCCGGUGCGACAGCGGCACCACCACGGUUCGCACUGAAGCGGAUGCUGGCUAUGCUGCACCACAUCAUCUAUCCCGGGGAGCAGCAUGCGGGCCUGCAGGACCGCAUGGCCCGGAGCAGCGCAGCGCUGGAGUCCCGGGCCAAGUCGUUGGUGAACAAGGCACAGAUACUGCAGCAGGCCCAGGGGGUUGUGGAGGAGCUGAACAUGGCCAACGCACGGGCAGCCAAGGCGGAGGCGGACGCGAAAGCGGCCAAGGCGGACGCGGAAGCAGCCAAGGCGGACGCGGAAGCGGCCAAGGCGGACGCGGAAGCGGCCAAGGCGGACGCGGAAGCAGCCAAGGCGCAGGCGGAAGCGGCCAAGGCGGACGCGGAAGCGGCCAAGGCGGACGCGGAAGCGGCCAAGGCGCAGACGGAAGCAGCCAAGGCGCAGGCGGAAGCGGCCAACGCACGGGCAAUCAAGGCUGAAGCAGAGCUGGCUGCCAUGAAGGCUCAAGGCGGACUUGCGAGCGCACGUACCAGCAUUGAAGACUAAGAUGUUGUCAUGUCAGCAGUAUAGUUUCUGAUGUACAGCAGGGUUUGUUUAUGUGCUCCAGGUAGCUCCAAGUGUUAGGUAGGUUGCAUUGGUGACAAGAAGGAGUGACAAGAAGGACGCAGGACGCGAGUCGGCAACAUGGAAUGCGAUCACCCGGCUCUGGGCCAAGCUAGGGGCUGUUGGGUAGGACUGAUGCAGACGCGCAACUACCGGUACAACAGCUUCACCUGCUGCAUAGGUUAAGCUGCUCGGUUGCGUGUAGCGUAUGUUGUGGGGCGCUGUGUGUAGGCCUCACUGGCAGGCGGACCUGGGCACGCUGGCUGUUGUGCCGCCGGUAUGGUGGGCCUGGUGGAGAGAUUGUUGUUAAUGCUAGAGCUGGCCAAAGUGGCAACGGCGGGUUUACUGGACCAUCUCUGGGAGGAUGCUCUAAGUGCCUUCUCUCGUGAGGAGUUGUGGCUAGUGCGCCCGCCUGCGGGGCUUGCGCCACCUGUGUGGGAUGUGGUGUGUCUUGCUGCUAUGUCUGCCCUGGACUUUGGUCGGCAGCGUAUGGUUAUGGCCGGGCUGGCGGCGCGAGCGAAGCUGCCGUCGGCCCGGGUGCUGAGCAUUGGACUUGCCGUCGUAGCUGACUUCUGGGGUCGUCUCCAGACGUUUGUGACUUUGGGUAUCAGGCCAAAGGGUUGGGACACUGUGCCGUCUGCGCAUCCUUUCAUCUCUCGGGCUGUUGGUGAAGGCAUGGUAUUGCGCUUGCCGUAUGACGUUGAUUCCCCGCCUCCCUCGCCGUGAGAGGUUGUCAGUGCUUGGUGGCUUUGUGUGUGGGCAGGAUGCAUGUGUGGGCGACCGUUCUAGUGCCUGGACGCUUGCGCCCUGGUUAGUGCGUGCGCUGUGCGUGUGUGCUGCGGCCUGGACGUUUCCCGGCACUCCUGUGCCUAGGCUUGUGGCGUUGGGGCACAGCGGUGGGGCUCUGGCGGGUUGAGGCUUGGCUAGGACUCACUGUGCGUGGAGUCUCACGGACUUACUUUGACCGCGGGAGGGUUUGCAGCAAAGUUGGGGUUGGUGGAAUCAAUACGCAAGGCCACGCGCGUGCAUGCGUUUACAGCGGUCUUGAUGCCUGGGUCAGUCUUUAGGGAUUCGUGCGACUAAAUGCGGGACGUCGUAUCACACCACUCGUGUGUGCGGCCACUCAUCAACUCAGCCUGGUCUGUAAUCAGUGCAGCAUACCGUACGGUAUGCAUGCCAUGUGUUCAAUGCAAGCGGACAAUCAUCUUUGUUGUCAACCUUUAUAAAACUCAUGUUAUCGGGGCUGUAAAUCGUUUGUUGG